Manis pentadactyla (Chinese pangolin) is the source of this 5611-nucleotide messenger RNA. It is a transcript of the gene URB2, whose product is annotated as URB2 ribosome biogenesis homolog. The transcript is spliced from 11 exons. Gene Ontology annotation, biological process: ribosome biogenesis. Lineage: Eukaryota; Metazoa; Chordata; Mammalia; Pholidota; Manidae. Bases 353 to 4921 code for a protein of 1522 amino acids. The record is from RefSeq and is a predicted model, not a curated record. Gene Ontology annotation, cellular component: nucleolus.
GGAAGGACGCGGCGGGCCACGUGGUAGGUGCCGGGCGUCCGGGCAGCUGCUCCGUCCCGCGUGGUGGCCGCUUGCGCCGGCCUCGGGGGCGCUCGGCGGCCGGGGACCGCCGGCAGGGGAUCCCUUACCUGGGGCCGGCCUGCAGGCGAGCCCCCACCCAGGGCCGGUCCCUAGUGACCCCUUACCUGGGGCCGGCCUGCAGGCGAGCCCCGACCCAGGGCCGAUCCCGAGCCCCUUACCUGGGGCCGGCCUGCAGUAGGGUGAAGGAUAACCUGCUGAAUGUAAGCGCCCCUCAUCCGACGUUCGCUCCUUCUUACCUAUUGAGAGUAAGUUCUGAAGAUAAAGUAUAGCAAUGGCUGCUAUUUAUUCUGGCAUUUCCCUGAAGCUUAAAAGCAACACAACUUCCUGGGAAAAUAAGCUGAAACUAGCUCACUUUGCUUGGAUUUCCCACCAGUGUGUUCUUCCAAACAAAGAACAAGUAUUACUUGAUUGGGCAAGACAGUCAUUGGUUGCAUUUUAUAAGAAAAAACUUGAACUGCAGGAAGACAUUGUUGAAAGGCUUUGGAUCUAUAUAGAUAACAUUCUACGUAGCAAAAAAUUACAGAAUCUCCUCAAGAAUGGGAAGAUAAUUAAUCUGCAGAUUUCCCUUGUUAAGAUCAUAAAUGAGAGAAUAGCCGAGUUCUCUCUUCCGGGAUCCCUGAGAAACAUUCAUGCUGUGCUGAGCUGCUGCCAGACCAUCCUCUCGACUCCCGCCCUUGCUGCCACCUACACGGCCAGGCAGGAGCUGACAGUGGCUUUGCUGAGCCAGCUGUGCUGGCUGGCCUGUCAGCAGCCAGAAGGAGCCGUGGCAGCCGUGUUAUUCGAGGUCAUCCACCUGGCCCUUGGCCGUUACCUCUCCAUCCAGCAGCAGCAGGUCAACCCAAGACGUGCCUUCGGGGAGGUGACUGGACACCUGCUCCAGCCCUGCCUGGUCCUGAGGCACUUACUCUUGGGCGGCAUGUGGACGCAGGCCGGCCAGGGUCAGCUGCGGCAGGGGCUGAGCCGGGAUGUCAGGAGCCAGAUCGAGGCCAUGCUCAGAGGUGGCGUUUUUCAGCCUGAGCUGCUGUCAUCCUACAAAGAGGAGCUCUUGGACCAGCAGCAAGGUGACGCGAAGAUGGGGGUCAUGAAGAAUCUGUUAGCGCCCAUGGACACUGUGAUCGCCCGGCUGGUGGACGCCGGCCACUGUGAGCCAUCCCUUCAUGCCGCCGUUGUCGCCAGCUCCGUGGCCUUGCUGUAUAAGCUCUUUCUGGAUUCUUACUUCAAGGAGGGAGCCCAGCUCCUCUGCUUCCAGGCGCUCCCCAGGCUGUUUGGCUGCUUAAGAAUCUGGCACCUGCCGGAGGGGCAGAUGCAAGCCCUCUCUGCCUCCGACUGGACGGCGGAGCUCCUGGUCGUGGAACAGCUGCUGACCUCCGUGGCCGACAGCAAUGUCUACAACAUAGCUGCCGACAGGAUCCGGCACGGUGAGGCUCAGUUCCGCUUCUACCGCCGUUUGGCCGAACUGCUGAUAAACCACCCACAGGCCCCCGUGCCCGCCUGGUUCCGCUGCCUGAAGAUCUUGAUGUCUCUGAAUCAUUUGAUUUUGGAGCCGGACCUGGACGACUUGUUGGCUUCCGCCUGGAUCGAUGCUGAAGUAACAGAGUUCCGAACCAAAAGAGCCCAGGAGGCACUCAUCGGCACUCUCUUCCAGACAUAUGUCAAGCUCAGACAGGUGCCGCGGCUGUUCGAGGAGAUUUUGGGGGUGAUCUGUUGUCCGGCCGCCGAGUCACUAAGGCAGCCUGUGCUGGCCUCAGGCCCCUCUGCGGCACUCCGCCAGUGCCUCCUGGAGUUGUCUCCGAGUCAGGUCUUAGACACGUGGACCCUUGUGCUGGACAAAUUCCAGACUCUGGUUUUGCCUCAUUUGCGGGGUGACACUGACAUGGCGCUGAAGUCUCUGUCCCUGAGCUCACUGCUGCACUGCAUCCUGUUCAACAUGAGGAGCCUGGACAGCAGCACGCCCCUGCCCGUUGUCAGACGGACUCAGCGUACCAUGGAGGGGAUGCUCCGAGAGCUGGUGAGGCCCCUGCUGGCGCUCCUCCUAGACCCCCGGGGCCCAGAGCUGGAGCUGUGGCUGCAGAAGGUCGGUGACUCUGUGCUCCUGCUCUCUCACACCUGGGCCCAGGUGGACGCCAUGCUCAGUUUAAACUGUAGCCAGUACCAGUCUGUGUCUGGGACCCUUGCAGGUGGUGCUCUAGAGACCUCAAGCCUCCCUUUACCGCUCCCAGGUGUAGAGGCACAACACUGGAAGAAGAUAGAGAAGUUAACAGCUCGGUUUGACUCUCUCGGCAGGUACUGCUUAGAACAGCUCUAUCUGCAGAAAAUGAAGAGGACUUUAAUGCAAACUGGUUUCCAGUCUGAAGAAGCCCUCCGCACUUUGAGGUGUGAUGCUGCGUACAUACUUGGUUCUGGCAGAAAACGCCUGGACCAGAGGGUGACAGCCUCCUGGGACGGUCAGGUGGGGACAGUGAAUGCACUCACGUACCCUGUAGCACACUGGCACCUGAUCGUAUCAAACCUCACAAUUUUACUACCCUAUCUUUGUGCAGAUGAUGUACGAUACCUGGCCAGUGUCCUGCUGAGAACUUUACCAAUGAGUAGAGCCCAGGAAUUCUCAGCAGGCGAAGAACCAAACAUCACACUUGAGAAAGCCUCCCAGGCGGUCCUUCACAGCCCUUUCUUUCCAGAAAUGCAGGCCCUUCAUUCUGCUUUCUUAACGUGCAUGGCUGCACGAUGUGCUGAUGUUCUGUGUUCUGGCAUCCAAAGUGACUCGGGUCUUCUCCGUCAGCAGCUACCCUGGCUUUUUGAAAAGGGCUGCAUGGCUGUGACUCAGUGCGAAAAGAGAUUUGCAGAAGUGGGACCUGCAGGUGCAGAACUAAGAGGAGAAAUUGCCCGAAACUUACUGUCUUUGGUCAAGAGCGACUUCCCCAUCCAGCUGGAGGGAGAACAGUUAGAAAGCAUCCUGGGGCUUUUGGACAUUGUUUCUGCUCUACGCCUGGACAGCCUCUUGACUCCUCAUCACGUGCAUUAUUUUCUUCUCUUACUGGCUAUGGCCAUCUCCACGCUAGGGAGCUCAUGCUCCUCUUCACUGACGCUCAAGUUUUUGACAACUUGCUACUGGCUUCUUGGCUAUCUGCAAAGAGGAAGAAGUGCCCGAGCAGUGCUCAAGGUCAUGUAUGCUAGUGAUAUUUUUGAGAUCGUACUGACCUCAUUGCUCAAAGCCAGUAGUAGAUUUCUUACUGACCUGGAUGACCCUUGUUGGCUGGAAUUCCUGCAAGUGGUAGGGACCUUUUUAGAACAGCUAAUGCAGAUGCUAAUUCAGGUGAAGCUCAGCCUGGUGCUCAAUUUUGGGAAAAUCAUCGCCUUCCUCUCAAGGACAGACACUGAAGCCACAUCAGGCACACAGCUGGAAAAUGAGAAUCCUCCGGGCCAGCAACUCCUUCUGGUAUCUUUAACCAAGUUGUGCCAAGUCCUGGGGCCUGUCGUCAGGAAGCGGAAGCAGCAGCACGAGGCCCCGGACGCACUGCCUGAGCUGCUGCGGCAGGCCGUCCUCCAGAUGGGAGGCGUGCUCCAGCUCUGCUUGGCCCGCGGGGCCCCCAGUGGGUGCCUUCCCGCCGCCUUUGUCUUGUCGGUCAGCACGCUCUUGGAAGCAGACGUGGGCCAGGGCUGCGGGCAUAGAGGAACGGAGAUUUCCCAAGUGACAGACGGGGUGCAGCUCUCCCGUACCGCCCUCUACCAGGGAGUUUACUCUCGGAUCCUGUCGGAGCUGCCAGUUCUGGCAGAAAGCACUCCAUCUUUCCAGGCAGCCAUGGAGUUUUUAACUCAAUUUCUUUUGGCCCCAGACCUGCACCCCAAGAAGGAGUCUGUGUUUGCCUCCAUGUUUCAUUCUAUGAGAAAAGUUCUUGCAGAUCCUGCAAUUCCGAGUCAGGUAUUUCAGGACAUCAAGCCUCAUCUGAGAGUCCUCGUCACCCACAUGUUAGAGGUCGGGACGACAGAGGACUUCAGGGUGGUGAUGCGAAGCAUCCUCCAAGGGCUGGACGUCAGCAACGCGUGGAAGGCAGAUCUGCCGGCCAUCCUGUCGGCCGUCACUCUGACCAAGCUGCUGCUGAGCUGCCCGCUGGAUGGAGAGAACGCACGUCUGUUCUGGCAGGCAUGCCCCCAGGUCAUCACUGCUCUAACUCUGCAAAGCCGUGAGGCUUGUCGGGAGCAGCCCGCGGCCCUGGGGGUGGUUGGGCCCAUUCUGGACGUCCUGGCGGUGCUGCUGUGGCGGGGGGAGCAGACCAUCAGCAACCCGCACCACGUCAGCCUCGCCUUCAGUGUCUUGCUCACGGUCCCCUUGGACCACCUGAAGCCCCCCGAGUAUGGGAGCAUCUUCCUGAAGGUGCACAGCGUCCUCUUCUCCAUCCUGCAGUGCCACCCGAAGGUAAUGCUGAGAGCCAGCCCAUCUUUCCUGAGCUGUUUUAAUAGAUUGGUGUUUUCAGUUAUGCAUGAAGGGCGGCAGAAAGAUAAAGGCAGCACAGAUGACCUGCCGGUGGUCCUCGAGUGCGCCCGCCUGGUGGCAAGGAUGUACAGCCACAUCGCACUUCAGGUCGAGGAGCUCACGGUGUUCUCACCCUUCUUGGUGGCCCAGUACGUGUCGGAGGUGCAGAAGGUCACCUUGUACCCGGCAGUGAAAAGCCUCCUGCAGGAGGGCAUUUACCUCCUCUUGGAUCUCUGCAUCGAGUCAGACGUGCAGUUCCUGCGGGCGUCCCUGCAGCCAGGGGCGAGGGAUGUCUUUAAGGAGCUGCACAGCGACUACCUGAAGCACCACAGGGGGAAACACGAAGGAGAGCCGAGGUACACUGUCUGAGCCGGCGUCAGGAAGCACAGCCCCUCGCCUGGAAGAUUCCGGGUGUUCCGAUCCGCGAUUCCAGACACGGGACAAACCUCUGGAGUCAAAUAAUACAUACUGUAUUUUACAGUCAGGUUUUUUUCACACUGAGUCUUUUUUAAUGUAACUUUUUAUUCAAUAAGCAUUGUAAUAGAAGCUUGAAAUUGGACCCCGGAAUGAAUGAAUUCGGUAAAAAAUUGCUGGAUCUGUGUUGUGGCCAUUCCAAAUGCAGUUCCUGGUCCUAGUGUUUCAGCCAGGACAUUUGAUGGGUGUCUCUUGUCCCUGUGGGGAACUGUCUAGAACUUGUUUUUUACUUCAGGUACACAGUUAUCUGACUAAGUCCCAUUUAAAUAUCUUUGCCUUUUAUAUUCUUCAAGUAAUGUGGGCAGUAUUCUUGAAAUGCACCGUCUCUGCCUUCCCUCCUAAUGGGUCCUGAUGGGUCGGGGGGUCAGAGCUCACCCCAGCGUGGCUCAGGUGCCCCCUCCGGGUGGGGACAGCAGCCCCUUUAUGUGGGUAGGCAUUCCUUCUGUGUCAGUUCUCAUGUUUAUUUUGGAUUUUUUUUCCCUAGUCAGUCAGAAAUAUUCUUGCUUUUUUCUUACUACCUAAACAAUGUAUUUCGCUGUAACAACUUCAGGAAAUAAAAAUAAAAGGGAAAAAAAAUUAUAAAAA